Molecule: messenger RNA, 16617 nt
Organism: Mizuhopecten yessoensis (Yesso scallop)
Lineage: Eukaryota; Metazoa; Mollusca; Bivalvia; Pectinida; Pectinidae
Product: lipoxygenase homology domain-containing protein 1-like
Exons: 77
Coding region: 99-11519 (3806 amino acids)
Biological process (GO): intracellular signal transduction
Molecular function (GO): protein binding
Source: RefSeq, a predicted model, not a curated record
AUUUGGCACCUGCUUCAUGUGGAUUACUUUCCUGUAACGAUAGUAAACAACACGGAUAUGUCAUCCCAGUACAAACCAGGAGGAUGACUUGAAGAGUAAUGGCCGACGCUUACACUGUGGACUCCAAAGGGAGGGGCCCAGGGGAGGGGUCUGACACAACCUCCAUCAAUACGGUGGGGGAAAAGAAGCAGGUGCGGAUAGCCAAGCCAAAAUCACGCAAACUCAAACCUUUGUUUGAGUCAGAUUCGCAGAGUAUGGAGGAGGGAAGGAACCGUAAAGAUCCUAUACAGCACAGUCGUGCAUCUUUGACUGCUCCAGCACAAGCAAAAAUAUGUUACUUCUACAAAGAUGAUGAUUACACAUUCCAAUCAUUGAAGGUAGCAGUCAGUGACCGUAAAUAUAAGAGACUUGAUACUCUCUUUAGUGAAUUAUCAAAAAGGAUGCCAGGGUUAAACUAUGGUGUUCGCAGUGUUUUCACACCUAAAGGAAGAGAUAAAGUUGAGAGUUUUGAUCAACUGACGAACGAUCAAAAAUACAUCUGCUCAACUCAGCGUCAUACACUGAAAGGAUUGGAUAUAAACAAAGUGGACAACCGGGAAAUCUGGCAUGCAACUCGACCUCCAAGUGGACGUAGGGCAUACAACCGUUUGGUCAGGGACUCGCGGUUACGAGAGGGUCGAUUUAGGAAAACAGGCAAACGAGACCCACAGAUGGCAUAUGCUUAUUAUUCUUCUAUGCCUAAAAAGGUGACAAUUAUGAGAAAUGGGGACCCAACAAACCGUCAUGUCAUGAUAUUUAACAGAAGGACUGCCCAGACAUUUGAACAAGUGCUCAACGAUAUUGGGGGAACAGUUAAAUUUGCUGCUAGGCACCUUUACAACAUUGAAGGAAAGGAGGUAAAGAGUUUACAACAGUUGAUGACUGGCCCAGAUAUAUUGAUCGUAGGAGGGAAAGAACCUUUCCGAGCUAUGGAGGGUGUCUCCUUCACACCACGCCAGUCCAGACUUGCAUUAUCUCGUGGGGGCCUCAGCACUGGAGGAGGGUCUGACAUGAUUGCGAGGAAAAUGCAAGAACGACGAGAGAGAUUAAAAAAAACUCAGGGUAGAUGGAAAGUCCUGGUGCAGACCAACAAACACCCAUCCACUGGGACACCGGCUCAGGUAACACUGACUGUGUAUGGACACAAGGGAAACUCGGGACCCAUUGCACUCGGAAACGGAGAUGGAACUCAAUUCAAAAGUGGAAAUCUAGAUACAUUUGAUGUGUCUGUGGGAUCGAUAGGAGAGAUAUAUAAGAUCCGUAUCGGACAUGACAACUCUGGAGACAAUCCAGGCUGGUUGUGUGAUGAGGUAAAGAUGAUGGACACGCAUACUGCAGAGGAACUGAGGUUUGAGUGUCACCGCUGGAUGGCGCGAGACGAGGAUGAUAUGGAGAUCUGUCGGGAGAUGCCAGCUGUACGCAAGAGAGAGCCCAUACUACCAGUGAUGCGGUAUGAGGUUAGUGUGCAUACAGGAAGUCUGUGGAAUGCUGGGACAGAUGCCAAUGUGUACAUGACCGUAUAUGGUGAUCGUGGAGAUACUGGUGUGAGACAGCUCUUCUCAAAAGCCAAGAAUGCAGUUUUUCAACAGGGCCAGGAGGAUAUGUUUACUCUGGAGGCUGUCAGUCUUGGCCGUCUGAAGCGGGUCAUCAUUGGUCACGAUGGUACCGGUUCUGGAAAUGGCUGGUUUCUGGAGAAAGUUGUGAUCAGGGAACCAAAUAGCAAGGCCACAGAUGACUAUACCUUCUACUGUGGAAAGUGGCUAGAUGAAGGAGAAGAUGAUGGGAAAAUUGUGAGGGAGCUGAAAGUACAGGAAGAAUACAUGGAUGACAUACUCGAAAAACGAAAUUGGGAAUAUGAGAUGUGGAAGUUCCAGAAAGAUGGCAAGGUGAAAUUCUACAGUCUGGUCACACACAAAGCUGUCCGCACGAAAUCCAACCUCACUGUUGACGCGCUGGCCGAUGACUUUGACAACGAUGCUGUGUACAAUGUGGUGGUGAAGAAAAAGACCAUGGUGAGAGCAUUCAGUAGUGUCACAAAGCCUAAGAACUUCCUCGCCAUCGACAACGGCAAGAUCACCAUGCAGGGUAUGGGAGGACCAUAUUGUGAAUUCCGUGUGCGUGUCCAGCAUGAUCGGUCAGUGAUGCUGGAGUCAAUGAAGAAUCCACUACAAUUUGUUACGUUCGGUGAAGAUGGUCAGCCCGAUGAUGUACGAGGCGUUCUGGAUAAGGAGCCUACACGUAGAUUCUUUGUCUACUGCAAGGGAAUGUUCCGUCACCGAGGCAUUGUUAUGCUGUGCUCCUCCUUCACUCAAGCCAUCACCAUCAACCACGACUACUCCAUGCAGGCCACAGGCAAACAGAACAAGAUGGCACAGUUCAGGGUGCACAAGAUCUCAACAGGAGGCAUCCGGAUGUUUGAGAGUAUGAUGAGUCCAGGAAAGUUCAUACGCAUGAAAGAUGGCAAAAUUGAUUGUAUGGGUGAGCGUAAUGAGUACUCCCACUUCAUGGUUGAGAAGCACCGUGACCAGGGAUAUGUGUCGCUCCAGUCUGUGACACAACGUGGGCUGUACCUGGGGAUGAAGCCAGAUGGCCGUGUGUGGCCUACAGUGGACACUGGUGUCAACAACAUCUGGCUCUACCCUUCCGUCAUUGAAUUUGGUGUUCCUAAGUUACGUAGUACAGAACAAGUGGAGGAGAACGCCUUGAUGCAGAGUCGGCAGACUGACAGCGUAAUGACUGUUGACAUGACACCCACCCCCACCCCCACCCCCCGUGUAGACUUUGCAGUUGGAGAUUGGAGUAUCAAUAUCAGUACCAAAGACACACUGAAGAAUGGAGACAUUGCUCUGGUUGUGUAUGGAGACCGGGGUAACUCUGGUGCUAUCCCACUUGGGGCUCCGAGUAAAGAAAUCUUCCAGGAAGGCAACAAGGAUGAGUUCAGGGCAAAUCUACAGAAAGUUGGUACAAUAAAAAAGAUCAGACUGGAACUGACUCCCAAGGGAACUGAUGCCUCUUGGAAGGUAGAUGAUGUUGUGUUUGAGAACCUGACCUCAAAUGAGGUGCUGGAGUUCAAUUUUAACAAAUGGCUGUCCACCGCUCAUGAGGACCAGCAGAACAUGCGAGAAAUGCCCGUCACCAAACAAGGCACUGACUCCCGUAAUUUAAUCAAGUAUAAGGUGAGGGUCCAGACAGGAAAUGAAAUUGGUUCGGAGACUGAAGCAAGUGUCUACUUCAACUUGUUUGGGGAUGAUGGGGACAUAGGAAAGCGACUUCUGCUCAAAUCCAGCAACAAGCAAAAGUUUCGUCGUGGCCAGGUGGAUGUGUUUGAAGUGGAGGCAGUAUCGAUUGGUCGUCCUCAGCGGUGCAUUGUGGGUCAUGAGGAGACUGCUGAUGGCCAGGGAUGGUACCUGGACCAGAUUGUAGUACAGCAGGGGGAUGAUGCUCAGGAGAAGUACAUCUUUGAGUGUGACAGGUGGCUGGACACCGGUCAGGAAGACCGCCGGAUCGAGAGGACACUUACACUCAAGGAUUCUCAAGUCACUGAGGUGAAACCUGUUGCAGCAUUAGAAAGUGUAGCUGAGACAAUAGAAGACUUAGAAGAGGAAACCAAAGAAGAAAUUCGUCCGGAGACAUUCAGAGAUGGAGACUGGCGACUGUACGUUACGACGGGAUCCGACGCAGUCAUGGGUACUACUAACGGUGUGUCACUCUAUGUCUACGGAACCAGUGGUGUCAUGGGACCUAUCUCUCUUGGCCAGGACGAUGAGGAGCCUCACUUUGAUUCUGGGGUCACUGACGAGUUUAAGGUGUUUAUAGGCCCCGAGCUGGGAGACCUGUACAAGCUGAGGAUAGGCCAUGACGACAAAGACACCACUUCUGGCUGGUUCCUACAAACGAUGAAGAUGAUAAACAUAAUGACGAGUGAGGAACAUGUGUUCAAUUUACACCGGUGGAUGUCAAGGUCGCGUGAUGAUCGUGAUGUGUGGCGGGAGAUUCCUGUGUCGACCAAGGGCAAGCCACUGUUGCCAGUUAUAACCUACACAGUCCAAGUACACACCGGUUCUCAGCUCAGCUCUGGUUCCACAGCUGAUGUGUUUGUAUGCAUGCAUGGUCAGCGAGGUGAUACUGGUCGUCGUAAACUUGUCAAGUCAGAGACUACAGAUUCAGCUGUGUUCCAGCAAGGCACUAUGGAUGUGUUCCACAUUGAGGCUGUGUCCCUUGGCGAGCUGAAGAAGAUCACAAUAGGUCACAAUAACAAAGGCGAUGACCCAGGCUGGUUCCUGGACAAGGUUGUUGUCAAGGAGGCUGAGAAGAAUGAUGCAGAAGAGAUUUUCUUCCCCUGCAACAGAUGGCUGGAUGAGAACCAGGAUGAUGGCAAAUGUGAAAUUGACCUAAUUCCACAGAAACCAGUCAAGAAGUCUGAGGGAGAAUACAAAGUGUGGAUACAGACAGGGGAGGAAUCAAAGCCCUCCAAUGGAGGAACUGUAUCAAUGGUUGUGUAUGGAGAAAAUGGCAAGACAGACCAGAUCAAACUGUUUGCCCCCAAUCCAACUGCCAAGCUGUUUGAACCAGGCAAUAUUGACCAGUUUGAGGUAGAGGUGGGAGACAUAGGAGAGCUCUACAAGAUUCGUACUGUCAGGGAGGACACCCCUAAGUGGGAGGGAUGGUACCUCCGUGAGGUGAAGCUACAGGAUAAUGCAACCCAGGAAGACUUUGUAUUUGGCUGUAACAGAUGGCUGGCUCGGGACCAGGACGACUUUGAUGUAGUCCGAGAGUUUCCAGUGGUUAAAGCGAAUAAAACACCACCUUCUGUGUUCCACUACGAGGUGACUGUAUAUGUCGGUGAGAACUGGGCUGCUGGAACAGACUCUAGUGUUUUUAUCAACAUAUUUGGAAAGAAAGGAGACACAGGGAGAAGAUUGCUGUACCACUCCAAGUCUAACAGUCAGCCACUGCAGCGGGGCCAGGUGGACACUUUCCUGUUUGAGGCUGUUGCCCUUGACAACCUGACUCAUAUAGAAAUAGGCCAUGACACCAAAGGUCAUGGAGCAGGUUUAUUCAUAGAUCAGGUGACAGUGUCGGAGACUGAUGGCCCUUCCCCGACCAGCCUGUACGUGUUUCCGUGUAGGCGCUGGUUGGACCAGAGGGAGGGUGACGGUAGAACUUGGAGGACCCUACCAGUUCUGGACAUCAGGGAUAGCACGAAACCAGCCAAACAGAAAAACCUGGCCAAGAAAACGAAGGGGAAGUAUAAUAUUGUGAUAAAGACUAGUGAACGGCCGGGAUCAGGUACACGUGCCCAGGUCUUCAUCACAGCCGAGGGGACAAAGGGCAAGGCUGACCGACAACCACUCGGCAAUGUAACCACUAAUGAAGUGCUGUUUGAUGAGGGAGUCACCUCAGAGUUCAAUAUGGACUUUGGUGAGAUAGGAGACCUGACAAAGAUCCAGCUGGACCAUGCUAACCAGAACCCUAACCCAAGCUGGCAUGUCGACUGGAUCAAGCUGACUGACAUUGACACAGAGGAGGAGAUGGAGAUAUUUGUGGAUCGCUGGUUUGCUCGGGACGAGGAUGACGGUCAGAUAUCAAGAGAGUUUCCCAUUGUCAGAAAGGGAAAGAUACCUCUUCCAGACAGACAAUACGUGAUUGAGAUACAGACGGGUAAUUAUCCUGAGGUAUCUGUGGCCCAAGGGAAGGCCUUCCUAACCCUGACUGGAAGUGACGGGGACACUGGGAAACGGCCCCUGGACAAGCCUUUCUUUAACAGUUCUCAGCUGUGGAGGCCAGGGCAGGUGGAUGUGUUCAUUAUAGAGGCAGUGUCUGUGGGCAAAAUGCAGACAUUGCAACUUCAGUUCGAGGGCAAAGGCAAAGACAAAGUUUGGUUUGUGGAGCGUGUCAGUGUGUUUGAGGGUCUUAGUGCAGUAUCUCAGAUUGUGUUCAACUGUCAGCAUUGGAUUGAUGUCAACGCUGUGAUCCCAGACAAGUUCAAAGUUUCAGAAAUACUGCCAUCGCUUUGUCCUAAUGAGAUAACACAAAAGUGGUUCAAGGAUGUUCAGCCUUUGAGGUCAAGUGGACAGUGGUCACUACAGGUGUUCUGUGGUCAGCAAACUUCUGGAGCUACGACAGAGGAGGUCUACUGUGUAGUGUAUGGCCUCAAUGGUCAAACUGACCAAAUACAUCUAAAUGCUGACCACCAGUUUACACGUGGUGCUGUGGUCAAGUUGGAGGUGAAUUUAGGGGACAUUGGUGCAAUAUACAAGAUAAGAGUUUACUUUGGUGGCGACUACACUGGUGCUGCCUGGUUUCUCCAUAAGUUAAAGUUGAGAGACCAUGACACAGGGGAGGAGUUCAGUUUUGUGUAUGAUGGGGAGUUGGAAGGUACAGAGGAUAAUGCUGAUGGCACUGUGGAGCUGGCUGCAAUUAGACCCGACCAGGAACCUCUACAGGAUAAUGAAUAUACACUGUAUGUUGCUACGGGAAAUGAAGAACAGUCAGGUACUGAAGCUGAUGUGUUCUGUGAUCUGAUUGGUCAGUGGGGAAACACAGGGAAAAGACUGCUGAGGAAAUCCAAAUCUGCUGUUCCAUUUAAACAAGGCCAGGUGGAUGAGUUCACCAUCUCUGGCCUUGACCUUGGAGAAAUAAAGAAGGUUAUGAUUGGUCACAGUGAGAAGGGGCGUGGAAAGGGGUGGUUGUGUGCCCGGGUACUCGUCAAGUCAUCACUCAACGAGGACCUGCGGAUCUUCCCCUGUAACAGAUGGAUGGACAGUGGAUGUGAAGACCGACGUCUGGUACGAGAACUCCUACCCCUGGGGGCGAUGCCCCUGACACAGUCUCCUGAUGGAAAAUCAGAGGGCCAAUGGACAGUACAAGUGUGGUCAGCUGACCGUAGUCUACUGCCCAAGUCAGCAGAGGAACUGUCCAGUAAGUCUCGGUCAGUAUCACUGACCGUCUACGGCAAGGACGGUGUGGAGGGACCAGUGGAACUAACAAACGAGGAACAGGAGAGAUUCCUACCUGGAAUGGUCAACAAGUUUCCGGCAAUUGAUCUCAGUAAGGUAGGAGACCUCCACAAGAUCCGUGUGAGCUCCGGUCUGGAUGAGGAUCCCAAUCCUGUGUGGACCAUCUCAAAGCUUGUACUAACUGACUCGGUGACAGAGGAACAGCUGCUGUUUGACUUCUCUGGCUGGGUUGGAGAGGAGGGUGGAGACAUCAGAAAGGAACUUCCAGUCAUCAAAAUGGGCAAAGGAUACAAACAAGUGGUGCCGUACUACGUCGAGGUUUACACAAGUGAAGAGGAAAUGAACGCUGGGACCAAGGCCAAUGUCUACCUCACACUCUACGGCCAACAGUUUGACUCCGGUCGCCGACACCUCACAAAGAGUCAUACCAACAAAACCAAGUUCCAGACAGGGCAGGUGGACAUAUUCCGACUAGAAGCAGUCGACCUUGGGGAGCUGGCCAAGGUUGUCGUGGAGAAGGGACCUGGUGACCCCUGGCUCCUGGAAAAGGCCACCGUGAAGGCCGGAGAAUUUAAGAAUAUAGAAUAUAUAUUUGAUUAUAACAAAUGGGUCGGUACCAAGGAGGAAAAGGACAAGGAAGCCGAGGUCAAUAUACGCAUCACCAAAGUGGAGCCAAGCACUGUGGUGCUACCUUACGGGGUCGACUAUAAUCCCACUGUGUCAAAGGGAUCAUGGACUGUGGAAACUGAGACUGGUGGACAGAAGGGUGGAGACUCUGCCUCUGAUAUCGUCAUGGUGAUGUGUGGAGACAAGGGGGAGGCCCGUCCCACACUUCUUAAGUCCACACGGGACAAUGCCUUCCAGAUAGGAAUGACCGACACUUGUAAGUUGACAUUGUCGGAUGAUAUUGGAGAGCUGUACAAAGUGAGGAUAGGUUUUCAGGACAACUCACAACCUAAAGGCUGGUAUCUACGCAAGAUAAAAUGUGAGGAUAACGACACCGGUGACAUUUUUACUUACGAACUCAAUGAUUGGGUGACAGUGGAUGACAAACUGGAUGGCUGGAGGGAGUUCCCAGUGGUGUGGCCGGCCAUACUGGUACCACAAGUGAUGCGGUACCAGGUGUAUGUACACCUUGGACAGGUCCGCAAACCAGUAGAGGAUGUGUAUAUCUACCUGUACGGGGACAGGGGUGGCACCGGCAAACGCAGCCUCAAACAUUCACUGUCCAACACCGACAAGUUCCAACAUAACCAGGUUGACCAGUUUGAGGUCGAGGCCGUAUCCCUGGGAGAUCUACAGAAGGUCACCAUAGGUCAUGGUACACUGGUUGAAGGUUCUGGCUGGUUCCUUAAGAAGGUUGUUGUCAUGGAAUCGGAUGAGACUAUUGAGGAGGCUGUCUUUACAUGUAAUCGAUGGCUGGAUACAGGCGAGGAGGACGGUAAGGUUGAGAGGACUCUGUACAUCACGGAAGGAUCCGUCCACAGCCCUUCUCCUGUACCUGUGGUUGCCCCAGUCAUUCAGGAGAAGGUUGAUAGUCCUAAACCUGAAUCAGAGAAGGGAGAUAACUCUAGUCCAAAACCAGACACUCCAGAACCGGAACAAACAGAACAGGAGGUCAAGAAAUCUCCUACACCUCCUCCUCCACCUCCUCCUAAAGGAAACCCUUGGUCAGUUACUACAGUGACAGGGUCAGAGAGUGGACAAGGUACGGUGGCUGCGAUGGCCUUGGUUGUCUAUGGAGACAAGGGUCACAGUGAACCAGUAGUCAUUGGGGAAGACCCAGACUUCAGAUUCUACGAGGGGAAGACAGACGAACAUGAGGUGAGGAUGGAAGCAGAGGUGGGAGUGGUCUACAAGGUCCGGGUGGGGUUCCAUGGCCAGGAGCACGACCUCUCUUGGUACGAGGAUAGUGCUACAGCCCCCUCCUGGUUUGCAGAGGAGAUCAAACUGACCAACUUGACCAGUAAUGAGGUAUACACAUUUGAUUCCAAAUCCUGGGUGAAGUUGGAUGGAAAAGACGACUUCUGGAGAGAGUUUCCAGUCAAACAGGAGAAGGAUGAACUCUCAGUGAAGCAGUAUUAUGUGCAGGUUUACACUGGAGACAAGUUUAAGGCUGGCACUGAUGCCAACGUGUUCCUACAGUUGUUUGGAGCGCGAGGUGACACCGGCAGACGAAUGCUCCUCACAUCCAGGAACAAUGCCAACAAGUUUGAGCAAGGAUCGGUGGAUAUUUUUGAAAUUGAAGCAGUUGACCUUGAUAACCUUACAAAGGUCAAGGUUGGUCAUGAUGGAUCUAAUGCAGGAUCAGGGUGGUACCUGGACAAAGUGGUGGUGAGGGAAUUUGAGUCGGCCAAGGAGAGUUUUGUGUUCCAAUGUGACAAAUGGCUGGACACUGGAGAAGAUGACCAGGAGAUUGUGCGGGAACUAACCUUGACAGAAGUGGCUAUUGAGGAGGAAAAGCCCCCAUCUCCUAAAGGUGUCCCCUGGAAGAUUUGCACUGUGACUGGUGAGGAGGCUGGACAGGGCACAGGGUCAGCUGCUGUUGUGGUCAUUUAUGGCAGCAAAGGUCAAACUGACCCCAAGGUCAUAGGGGAGAGUGAGGAAUUCAGAUUUGAAAUGGGAAAAACAGAUGAAUUUAAGGUGCAUGUGGAGGAGGACAUUGGGGAGGUGUACAAGGUCAGGGUCGGUUUCCAUAGCUCUGAACAUGAUCUGAUGUGGUACGAAAGUCCAGACAGUGCUCCAUCCUGGUUCCUGAAACAGAUGACCUUGACAAAUAUGAAGUCUGAUGUGACUUUGACCUUCCCUGGUGACCAGUGGAUAAAGUUGGAUGGCUUCAAUGACUACUGGAAGGAGUUUGCUGUGAAGGCAGACUCAGCAGAGGACCAGCUUACAGGGAAGACAUACAGUCUGGAGGUCCACACAGGGGACAAGUUCCAGGCAGGAACGGACGCCAAUGUGUUUGUGGAGCUGUUUGGUGAGCGAGGCAACACUGGCCGUCGACGUCUCCUCACAUCCAGGAACAAUGCCAACAAGUUUGAGCAGGGGGCAAGGGAUCUAUUUGAAGUAGAGGCUGUUGACCUUGGGAAACUGACCAAGGUCGUCGUUGGUCAUGACGGUGAGAACCCUGGUUCAGGAUGGUACCUGGACAAUGUGACCGUCUCGGUGUCAGAUAAACCCACCCACAAGUUCAUCUUUAAGUGUGAAAAAUGGUUGGAUGUAGGAGAAGAUGACGCAGUGAUUGUGCGGGACCUACCCCUCACCAACGAGGAGGAGGUGCAGGAGGAGGCACCCAAACAACCUCCUAAGGAGGGUGAUUUCCGUGUCUUCAUCAUUACGGGGAGGGAACCCAAGUCAGCGACCACUGCCCAAGUGACCUUGACAGUGUAUGGAGAUGCUGGGAACUCUGGACCGCUCCAGCUUGGUAAAGCUGACAGUGGACAGUUCCAAGUGGGACAGACAGACGAAUUUGAUAUCUCUCUGGACCCAGAGGACCUCGGGGAGUUCCGUAAGAUACGUGUGGAGCACGACAAUUCAGGCUCAGAUCCUGCCUGGUGGCUAGACAAGGUAAUCCUCCAUGACCUUGUGAAGGACGAGAAGUUACAGUUUGAUGUAGACAGAUGGCUGUCCUACGAUGAUAAGGGUGGUGAUAUAGUCGUGGAAGUCCCGGUCAAACACCCUAAACACGAUGCAUGGCCAGCGCCAGUGAACAAGUACGUUGUACAGACGACGACCGGGAAUGAGGCUGGGUCAGGGUCAGAUGCUAAUGUUUACAUCAACCUGUUCGGCACACUGGGUGACUCCGGCAAACGUUACCUCAAAAACAACAGGGAAGGUGGGAACACCUUCGAGACAGGAAAGGUGGACACCUUUGUAGUGGAGGCUGUAGAACUUGGUCGCCUAGAGACCAUCGUCAUUGGUCAUGAUUCCUCAGGAUCUGAUCCUGCCUGGUUGGUGGAGAGGGUCACAGUUAUGGAGUCUGACGAUGCAGAAAAACGUUACUUGUUUCCAUGUGGCAGUUGGCUGAAGGACGAGAACAACGUAGAACCGGUGGAAUUGGAGCUGUACAUGGAUCGUAUGGAAAAAGUGGAAAUUGUCAGCUCUGACCUUAAUGUCAACGGAAAUCAAGGAGGGAGGAGCACACAGGAACAGAGCCAGCAACAAGAGACCGAAGAAGGAAAGCAGGAAGAGAAAGAAGGAGGUGAAGGAGAGACAGAGGGAGAUACAGAAGGGGAUCAAAAACUGACAGAAGGAGAUCAGGGAGAGGCAGAAGGUGAAGAAGACACAGAAGGAGGACACGAGGAUCAACAAACGGAUGGAGAGAAAGGAGAAAAUGAUCAGGAUGAAACAGAAACAAAAGAAGAGACAAAUAAUAAAGAAAGACAGGAGGAAGAUGAUGGAAAAACAGAGGAUGAGGAUAAAAAGGACGAUGAGAAUCAGGUGGAAAAUAAUGAAGGUAAUGAUGGAAAAACAGAUGAAACAAAACCAGAAGAUACUCCAAAGAAAGAGGAAAAUGACUAAACAGAGUAUAUACAUGGACAAAGUGUGCUGAUAAUGAAAUGUGUAAAUCUGUUUUACAGAACCAAUUGACACACUAGACUUGGAAUACAUGAACAUAAAUGAAAUACAUGUAUGAACAAUAUACCAUAGAGAGUUUGGUAAUGUUGUAUAUAGUGUUUGUGUGUAUUGGUCGGAGAGCUUUAAGCCAGAUAUUGAUACAGAGGUUAGUUAAAUGUUGGUGAUGGAGGGAUUUACUGUAACAAUACUGUGUGCUGUUAUAUUAAUCAGGGUACAAAACUGUGAGGUUUACAAUGUAUUGGUAAUGGGCCUUUAUCAAUAUCUAAAACGCUGCCAAAAUAUUUAUCAUAAAUGUCUCAUGCAAUAUCUGUCUGUCUCACAGAAUGUUAAUCAUUGUUACUGUAUUUCAAUGACCUUCUCAAACAACGACCCUCUAAAACAUCGAACACACAGAACAGCUCUCAUGCAAUGACUUGCAAAUGACGGACCUCGAAUACAACGACCCUCUUCUGCAACUGUCCACUCACAUGAAGACCCUCUUAAACAAUAACUUUUACAAAAUAACCCUCUCGGACAACAACCCUCUCUCUCACAACAACCCUCUCAUGCAACAUUCGUCUCACACAACAACUCUCUCUUGCAUGAACCCUCUCACACAACAACCCUGUCAUGCAACAACCCUCUCAUGCAACAACCCUCUCAUAAAACAACCCUCUCAUGCAACAACCCUCUCAUAAAACAACCCUCUCACUGUCUUGCACCUUCAAAUUCCUCAGGAUGAUCACAUUUACUCAGUGACAUCUAACAGUCGGACACAACUAUAAUCUUGUAUAAAACACACAUUACAAUUGACUCGCAUGAUGACCCUGCCAUUAUGACUCUCAUAUUAACUUAUUGCAUUGAAUAAGAUUUUUUUAUUCUGUAAUAAAUGUUAAUAUCUAUUAGUGCUAAUGUCGACAACCCUUAGUAACAAGGCUGUAAGGAUUUAUUAUAGCAAACUAUUACUGGGUUUGGAUCUUUGUUCAAAUAUUUAAUAAAAAUGUAAUUGAUAUUUAUUACCAGUUUCCAUACAUACACAUACUGUAACAACAGAUAAUGUUGAUACUUCAUUUUCUGUCAUGAUUCUUGACAUUCAAAUUAUAAGUUACAUGUAAUAAUAUCGGUGUAAAUGGCGUUCUUUAAUGUUUUCCUUCCCUGUUUAUACAUAUAUUGUACUAGUUUUGUUUUGGAAAAUUGUAAUAGUUGUCUUCUCUUGAAAAAACAGCACCAAUUCCUUGUAUCUAGGUAGUUAAAUAUGAAAAAAUCAGCUUUGUUGAUCAUACAGCUUUUUUUUUAAGUUGAUAAGAAUUUUGAUGAACAUGUUCUGGAUUUACCUAGGUAUUUUAACUGAAAUGAAUUCCUCACCAGAUUAUUCUCUGUCGCAAGCUAGUAUGUUUUUGUUAGAUCAGCCACUGUCUUGUUUGACAUCAUCUGAUUAUGUAAGAUUCAUUAGAAACAGUGUUUAUUUAUUGUUGUCUUGAAGUGCUGAAAUGUUUUCAAAUGCAUUUUUGUUGUAACCAUUAGCCAUAAAUGAUGUUUGUUUUGUUGUUGAUUGGAUUGUGUAUAUUUAUAUAGAUGUAGUUAGUAAGAUGUAUAGUGGUUGUAGUUCAGUAUUAUUUUUACAUGUAUAACUAGGUCACUCUUUAUAUGGAGAAAUUUGAAAAGGAAAAAUUGAGAUUAUGACCAGAAAAUGGCAGAAUAUAGAAUUACAUAGGAUUAGGUAGUAUACAGUGUUGAAAUCUAUCCUUAAUGGUCAGUGGAUGAAUAGAUUAAAAUAUUAUUGUUUUGUGGUUUUUGAGAAUUCUCCUCUGACCUUGUCCUGCCCAAUUAUAGGAUUAGCAUUUGUGACAAUGUCACACCAUCUAAAAUCUAAAAUGUGUGAUGUGUCAAAGUCAUGUGACCAUGGUACAUCAUCCAAUGAUUGUUAUUUAUUAAGGUCAUGUGACCAUGGUACAUCGUCCAAUGAUUGUGAUGUGUCAAGGUCAUGUGACCUGCAACACGUUCUAAUAUUUGUUUUUUUAUGAUGCUCAUAUAAACAUGCAACUCCGUCCAAUGAUUGUGAUGUAUUUAUGUUGUGUUACAUCACAUAUCCUAACAUCUGUCUUGUCUUUGCACGAUUUGUCAUAUUAAUCUGCUAAAGUGAUCAGUGAUUUAUAAACAAGAUGUCUUCCAGCUGAUUACCAAAUACCGUAUAAGAAUCAUCUGACUAAUGAAAAGGUCAAUCCGGGCCACGAAGGGUUCGGGUCCUGUUAUUUUUUGGAAUUUGUAUUGUAACUAAUAAAUAAAUUGUGUAAUAUAUUUAAUUAUGUAUAUUUUUCACACAGAGAUACAUAUUUUCUUUCUUUUCAAUUUAUUAUGCAUAUGUUAUUUACUGUAUAUAAGAUAUAUUAAUAUAUUUCCAUGGUGUAUUUAGCUGUCUUAAGAUUACGAAGUUGCCACAUAAGUACUGGAAUGUGUCGUCAUCAAUCAAUGUUGCAUCCUUUUUGUGUACAUAGAUGUCUGUUGACGAGACCUUUGACCCAGACCUUUACAGUGUUACAAUCUGGCCACCUGAACAAAUGCAUGCUGGGAAAUAAACCUUUGAUAGUUUGUCUCUGUGUUUCAUCACUAGGUUACCUAGAGACUAGGAUGAGUUUAGGCUGUACAUGGAAGUAAAUUUUGUACAUUUUUGUAACAGAAGCUUAUAAGACUUGUCUAAAAAGACAGUGAUCCCAGUUCUCGUUUGUUCAUAAUUUGUUGUAUUGGAAUCUUUUUACGAAGUCCACUUGUCAACAAAAUUAAGGCACAGAGGUCAAAUUACGUAAGUGCCUGUUGUCGUUUUUAUUCGGCAAUAAGCCCAUUCAUGUACCAACAUCAUCCAUAUCUAUCACAGUUUAGUAGAAGUGCCAACAAAUGUAAUUUCAUUAUCCUGUAAUAAGCCGACACUGGACGUUUAGUCAGAGAUUACCCGGUAUGUUGGUCCCCUGGGCAUUUUGGAUAAAUAUGGUAUGAACAUGUUUAUUGUAAGUCAAUAUUUAUGUAGCGACCUGUAGUUAUUCCCUUGGACUAGAAUUCAAUGCAGUGAAUUGUGAUGUUCAUUUAGUCGGUGAGUAAGAAAAUCAGAAACUGAGUCAUUAGAAAUUAGCAUAGAUUCGGAAAUUUUAGAGAAUGACAAUACUUUUUCCAGGAGCAUAAAUUGUUUUUGUGAAAAUAUUUGUUAUGAGAAAUAACAUUUUUAUCAACUUGUCUAAUACAGUGUAUAAGGAAUUAAGGUCAGUUUGGAGUUUGUUUUGUCUCCAAAAUAUUGGAUGAAAUAUUUGUUCUUUUUCAGUUCGAUUAACUGCAAUAUAAUUGAUGAUCUACCUCAAGUAGUUCUGUAUUGGUAAAAUAAACAUCUGGUAAAUGUUUACAGUAACCAUGAAAGGUUUCGGGAACAAAAACACUAUUGUUUUAAAAAAUAAAAAACUAGUCAAAUUGAGGGUGAUCAUUGUCAGGAGAUUAGUUAAAUCUGAUGCUGCAUGUUGAGCAGUAAGCAAAGUUAGUAGUAGAAGUCACAAACAUGUUUUAAAAGUAUUAAUUUCACAACUAAACCAGCAUACACAUAUUAGUUAGAUUGUGUCCUGAUAUUUUUUCCCAAUAUAGAUUUUCUAGUUUAGUGAUAUUUUCUAUAAUUUAUUAUCUUUAAAAUGGAAAACCUAACUCAGUGCCUUAUUAUAAUGUACAGAAUUGACAUCUGGAAUGUUUUCCAGGUUUUUCCAAUCCAUAAUAGGAUUUAAAAUAUUUAACAUAUUUAUAUAAUUAACAUAUUUAUUGGAACCUGAUGUAAGAUGAACAUGUACAUGUUUAUCUAUCAUAUAUAUUUGUAAGAAUUCACUAGUUAAUUAUACACUUUGAUUUUCUGAGGAUGAAAUUAGCCUUUAAUUAAUAUACCUAUUUAUUGAACAGAAUCUCUGGAAUUUAUCAAAAUUUUGUAAUAUGCCAAUGAUUUUAGUAGCAUGUCUUUUUGUUUUAUUUUUCAAAUUUAGAUGUGCCAACAAAUCAGUCUUAUGUAGAUGUUUUUAAAUCAUUUUUGAAUUGUUCAUUGCACUAAAUAGUUGUAUAUCUGGUUCAGUGUACUUCUGUAAACCAGAAAGGUUGAAUUAAGCUGGAUAACUGACUGAACCAAACCCCUUCAGUCUCUGCUUUGAGUAUGAACUCUUGUAACAUCAGUUGAACAGGCUACCAUUUUACAUUUCUUGCCUCUUUUCUUUUCCUAUUUUAUGAUUUUUACUUAUAAUAUAUAGUAUUACAAUACUGAAUCUCUGUCUGGGAUGUUUUACAAUGAUAUAAUUUCCGUAUGAUUAUAUAUGUAUACCCUAUGAUUUUAUAUAUAGUUCAAUCUCGUAAUGACUUUGUGUAUCGUUUAGUUAUGAAGACAAAACAAACCAACAAGGAAAAAUAGUUUAUCACUGCUAACGUUUUAGCAAUGAUCUAUAUUUGCCUUGUUGAUUUUUCAGUCUGCAUAUUAAUGAUACAUAAAUGUAGUUGUGAAGUAUUAGAUAUACAGACUAAGAAAUAUAAGGCCACAAGCUUAUAAGGCUAGAAAACAGUAGUGAUGAUCAACUAUAUUAGCCUUGUUGAUGAUUUUUUUAGUCUACAUAUACAUGUAUAACUUGUUACCUGUUUGAUAUAAAUUGUAUACCUAAGUAUUAAUCUGUUUGGUUGAAGACAUUGAAGCAGUGUUAACACUGUCCUUCAGAUUUCCAAUUACAGUGAAUCUCAAAAAUGUUUAAAAAAUUACAAGUAACAUGCUUAUUUUGACGAAAUGCCUCUUUUUAAUACAGAAAUCGAACUUGCAGAUAGAUCAAAGGGUGCCUAUUUUUUCUGCUGUACUUGUGAUAUAUACUGUGUUAUCCUUGAUGUAGGUAAAUAUGUAGGAAGAACUAGUAUAGUCCAAAGCUCGUUUCUGUGAUUAUUUAUCUGUCGUAUUCCAGGUGGACGGUUUUUGUAUUGUAAUGAUUUUUUUCUGUGUACCUAAGAAUUAUUUUAAUAUUUCGUUGACUAAAAUACAUAUCCAUUUUAUUCAAUAUAUUCAUUAACAAGC